AUGUCUAACCGAUCUCGAUUUGCUUGCGAACGGUGCAAGCGUUCCAAGCGGAAAUGUGACGGAAUUCCUGACGUGAAAGGUUGUACGGUAUGUCGUAAGGCUGGCUUGGAGUGUUCCAUAUUGCACCACCAAGAACAGACGGCGAAAUACAUCGCGCAGUUGGAGGCUAAGAUCAAGUAUCUAGAGUCGAAUGCUCACUCAGAAACCGCAGAUCCGACGCUCAAAUUGGUGUCUAACCCUCCUCGUGUCAAAGAACGAGCGGAGAAGUCACCCUUUGGCCCCAGUCUGUCAUUUAUAUUCCGCAGAGCCCUUGAUGGCUCUCCGUUGAACGAAUAUCAAGAUAAAUUUGUGCCAGAAGCCUUGGAAUCUCCGCCUUCCAAAACAGGUCCGCCAGAUUACACGCGUUUGAUCGAAGACGACGAAAUGGGCAAACGUCUCAUCGAGUCGUGCAUGAAACUUAUGUUUUCUCGCUUCCCUUUUCUUCACAGAGAAUAUGCUUACCAAUUACACCGGAAUAGAAAAGAAGUGUUACAGACACCAGAAACCAGACAGGACGCGAUCAAAAGGUUUGCCCUGCUUAUGAUAUACGCCAUUGGUCUGCGCGUCACCCAGAUGAUCAAGGCAGAAACGCUCGAAGGGUUUACCUACUAUAAUGCUGACGACAUAUAUGCCGAUGCUUCACAGGAUCUGGAGCGAAUUUGCGCCGUCGUGGAUAUCGACGCCGUGAGGUGUCUGAUUCUGGUGGCAUAUUUCAUGCUCCGCUCCUCGCGCAGUCACCAGAUAUGGCAUCUUUGUGGUCUUAUAAUACGUCUCUGUGUGGACUUAAAUUUGCACCGUCGUGAGAGCGGACCUGUUCCUAUUGAAGAGCUGCACGAGUCUGUGAUGCGCCGCCGUGUCUUUUGGAGUGCCUAUGUGAUUGAGAGAAGCAUUUGCAUGCACUUUGGACGGCCAAUGUGUCUCUCUGACUACGACAUCGAUGCGGAAUUACCAUAUAAUAUAGAUGACUCUGUGACAGACUGUCAUGAACUGGACGACAUCAUCAACAAACACCCAGAAAAAAUGGGCCCGACUGUCAUCACGGACAUGACGGUUGGCAUAUGUCUCAUCCAGCUGCGGCGAAUAGACUCUGUUAUCCAGCACAGCAUCUACCGUGUUGACCAGGAACGGGACAUUGUGACAUUAUUGAAAGAUAUCGGAGUGAUGUACGAGAGAGUGCAGCAAUGGAAGAACGACCUGCCCGCCUUCGAUGAAGAGCACAACCAGCUGUUCAUGACACUCCUGUACCACAAGACUAUGCGGAUACUGCUUGUUCCUCUAAUUUCGAAAGAUAUCGAAGUCUCAAGCUCACCCGAAGCGCAGUUCUUUGUCGACCAGUGCGUCAAGUCAUGCGGUACAAUAUGCCUGCUUGCAAAACGUCUUAUACAGCUCGAAUGGUACUGCCACAGCUUCAUCGCUAUACACACUCUCUUUGUGAGCGCAAUGACUUUGAUAUACUGUCUUCUUACGGGACGGCUGGAAUGGACUGUCGAAAUAUCGACAUGUUUGCAAUCGUGCUCUACCGCACUAUUUGUGGUUGGGGAGCGAAUGCCUUUCACGAAAUCGUUUUUACGGGACGCUUAUGAACGCGUGCUGAACAAAACAAUGGAGCAAAUGUCGAAGAAAGACACUAACAACAAGACAAAAAAUUACCGCAUUGGAGGCAUCAACGUUCUCGAUAAGCCUACUGAACUGGAAUUUCCCCUCUUUCAGGAGCAGAAAUACUCGGAGCUGGACCUAAACGAGUCACUUAAUACCCCGAUACUCAACGAUUUUGAUGAGCUAUGGCAAAUAAUCAGCGAUCAGCGGCCUUUCGGAAUUGAAGGAAACGUCGCUCUCAAUGAGUUCAACUACGGUCUGGACAAUGGAUAUCAAUACUAA
Ogataea parapolymorpha DL-1 is the source of this 1917-nucleotide messenger RNA. RefSeq lists its product as uncharacterized. Gene Ontology annotation, molecular function: DNA-binding transcription factor activity, RNA polymerase II-specific; zinc ion binding; sequence-specific DNA binding. Bases 1 to 1917 code for a protein of 638 amino acids. The transcript has a single exon. Gene Ontology annotation, biological process: DNA-templated transcription; positive regulation of transcription by RNA polymerase II. The record is from RefSeq and is a predicted model, not a curated record. Lineage: Eukaryota; Fungi; Ascomycota; Pichiomycetes; Pichiales; Pichiaceae.